GCAGGCGAUACUUUUUUGUAUUGUGAAAAAGUAGCUAAGACUAGCUAGAAGAAUAAAUGGAGUUUUUAAAGCAAUUUGAAUCUUAGUUUGUUUUGGGCUGUAGUAUUUGUUAAUUUACAUUAAUUCACAGCUUGAAACCGUUUCAAAUGUGUAGUUUAUCACCCGGUGAGUAGACCAGAGGUGUGGGAAUUCAACCUGUUAGCCUGGCUAACGGUGGCUACUGGCUAGCAAGCUAAACAUUCAGGUGAGUGCCUAAUGUAUUGUCUUUCAUCAGUAUCCCAACAUGGGACCUCUUCUAUUGACGUCUGUGUGAAUGUCAGUAGUUAAUUGGUCCAAUAAUAGCAAUUAUGGGAUUGGGCUGUCAGUAGUUAGCUAGCUAAGUAAAAUCUCAUGAUGCUGUUACCAGAUUUUAUGCAUUUCUUACGUACCUAGCAGCUCGGUAGGUAGCUAGCUCUCUAGCUGUGAUUUGAAAGUAGUGGUGGACCACGUGAACUAUAUAAACUAAUCUGGUCCCCAGCAGGUGCUGGUGAAUGAUGCAGUCCCUAACCCCAGAUGUUGAAGUUCGACUCUCAGUGGGCCAAUGCGUCCGAACUCUCACUACCUCCAAAGAGAAGGAGGAGGUGACCAAAACUCUACACACACUAACCAGUUACCUGGACGAUGGUCCUCAGAGUACAAUCACCUCAGCUCAGCGAGCAGAGUUCAGUCGAGCCCACUACACCCGGACCCUACAGUUUCUCAUCAGUAACAUCAAUGCUGAUUGGCUCCAUCUUCUUACCGUUGCCCAGUGCACAGAAUUGUGGGAUGGUUUGUUCCUCAGAGGUCCUCCAGACCAGACUCUGUUAGUGCUUAUGGAUGGUAUCAGCUCAAUGAGGUGAGAAACAUGUUUGAAUAUGUUAAUAGUGGAUACUUAGUCCUCAAGAAUCCAAGGGGCUUACCCAUACUCAUUCUAACCAUGUCUAAAUGUUAAUAAUGCAAGUCGGUUUUGGAAACCUUUGGAAGUUAACUUAAUAAUUUUACAAAUAUAAAAUAUACACUUACUGUACACCUUUUAAACAGUUGCAGCUGACAGUAUUUUUCAGUUAUAUUUUUCUGGCUUUCUUCCGUUACACAUAGGCGUUCAGAGAUGCUGGAUAGCUAAUGAGAACAGGCGUUUGCCUCUGUUCCGUAAACAAGCUGGAAAGUUGGUGUAACAUGGAAAUAUGGCGGUGUGGGAUUUGUGUUAAAACGAUGUCCAGUAACUGUACCUUUAAAAGAAAUGAAAAAAAAUCUCAAUAAUAUUACAUUUCCAAAACCAUAUUGCAAGUGAGGAUUGUUAAUGUUUAAACAGAGUGUCUGGGCUGUUUACACAUUCCCUGCGACAGCAAGACAGGAAGGUAAAUUGACAUUGAUGCAUUACAAUGCAUUGACAGUCAUUAUAAUGGGCUACUUGAUACUAUAAAGAACUGUGUCUUUACCGCUGGCAACCUGUGUGGUAAUGAUAUACUCAUCCUUUACGUUUCUCUGAUUCUCGCUGUGUGUGUGUGUGUUGUGUGCAUGAAUGUGUGUGAUCGUCUAUCUCAAGCAGCCCCAGUGCAGGUCUGGACCGUUUAGUCAGCAUCCUAGAGCGGUUCCUUCAGAGUGGUCGCCUGACAGUCCUACUGUGGUCCCGCUGUCAGGGGAACGGUCCCUCCGACUCUCCCCAGCUCAGAGAGACUCUGCUGGGUCGCCUGGUGGCUCUGCCUGACCUGACUGCCAACCAGCUGCACCACCACAACAAGACCCUCUUCUUCCCCCAGCAGUACUACCCCCUAUUGGCCAGAGAUAUGCUCACCGUGCUAGAGAGAACCUGUCAAGCUCUGAGAGGUUUGUAUGCCAAUCCAUCAGUUUGUCUACUUUAUCUAAUGCAGAAGAUGGUACAUUUUUACAUAUAGUACAGUACAUUCUGAUUAAGGGCCUAUUCAUGGCUGUUUUAACUUUAACUGUUUUAUCGGAAAUGUAUGUUAUUAUGUGUGUAACUCACUGUCAAUACACUGUUGUUCCCAGAUGGAAAAGACUGCUCCCUGACUUUUGUGGCCCAGACACUGGGGAAGGCCUGUGUUCAGGGACACAGUGGUAAGCAAGGCUGCAAACAGUAUGUGUUCCUCCUGCAUUGAUGAUUGUCAACUGCAACGCUUUCCCAUUGUUUCAUCAGAAAGGUUACAUAAUUGUGUGUCUCUCUCUGCAGGGUUAGUAUUUGGGGUGCUGGCCCCUCGCCUCUCCUCCUGCACGCGUUCAGACAUGGUGUGGCAGAGGGUGUGCUGGAAACUGCUGGAGAACGUCCCAGAGCGGUGGCUGGAGAGCGUGCUCACUGGGCUGGUGCAGGCUGUCAACGGGUGAGGGAUGGAAGAUAGCUAGAAAUUAUCAAAAGGUGUCAAAAACAGACUUUUUAAUACACCGUCUUUGCUCCUCUCUUUCUCUCGUAAUGUAAGUGUUAUUUUUCCCCUAGACCUGAUGCUCUGUCCAGGAUCAUGGGGAACCUGGUGUUGAAGAACAAAAAGGCCCAAUUUGUCAUCACCCAUAAACUGCUUCUGCUCCAAUACAAGUAUGAGGUGAGACGGUGAACUGAUGGUGAACUGGGAAGUCAGUCAUUCAUUCUGUACUAUGAGUCUAGUCAAUCUAUCAUUGUUGGAAAUUGAAAAAGCUUCUGUUAUAGCUGAAGUCUUUAACUUCCUUUCUCCCAGACUCGUGUAUUGAGUAUUAUUCUGGGCUACCUGGCUAAGGACAGGGAGAGAAGGCCACUACUUAUACAGGUGAGUGUACAACGUAUAAGACUUGUGUUGUGAUGAUAUAUGGGUAUUUAUGAUAAUGUUGUUGACUGUGUGUGUGUGUGUCCAGGUGCUGCGGUCACUGUGCCAGGCCUGGGCCAACCCCAGUGCAGUCAGACACACCCCUCUGGAGCAGCAGCUCUAUGUGAGCCGGGCUCUGCUGCUGUGUGUGGGACUACUGAGUGAUGCAGAGCUACAGGCGCUACGCUCGGGUAACACUCCCAACACUACGGCACACGAUCAGUUCUGUUCACACUACUUUCUGACCUGUCCGCCUCUGGGUUUUGUUCAUUUGGGCAUGUAAUAGAAAAUAUUUUCCUACGGAAAACAACAAUGAGCUACUGUUAUAGGACGUGUCCAUGUAGUCCCACCCUGAUUUAGUCUGUUUUCUUCCGUUUGGUGCCUAAUGAACAUGACCCUGAUGUCCUUUCUCCUUCCUCCCUGUCAGAGCUGCUGCAGUGCAUGCUGGGAGGGAUGCAGAGCCACCUGGACAGCAGUGUAGUGCGUGUGAGGCGCAUGGGCAUGGUGGUGGGGGAGUGUCUCAGCUCCCGCAUGGACGUCAACGGAGCCAAGCUCAAAUUCGAGGUACAGUACAGUAUGGCACCUUACCCAAGGUUUUGGGUGCAUCUCAAUAGUCUGAAGUGGCACAAUGUCACUAUAUUCUGUUCUCUGGUCAUUCUGAUCUGAAUAAACUGGACGGGUGAAAACAAAAACCAUAAUGCUUAUCUACUGUUCAGAUCAGUGCAAAUUGAAGAAAGGAGAUAGAGGAAGCCGCUGUAGACUAUUGAGGUGCACCCCUACAGUAGGCUAUGACUGUCUUUUUAUGAGUCCUCUGUAGGACACAGGGAAGGGUGUGUGUUCAUUGGUGUUUCUCCCCCUCAGUAUGAGCAGGAUGAGGAGACCAAGGAGCUGCUCUCACUGAUGACUCCACUGUCUGAUGACGAAACAGAGCUGCUUGAUGACAGAUUGGAUCUUCCUCAAGAGGUCAAAGGGCAGACUGUACCCUGUCAGGCAGUACCAUCCCAGGCUGCUUCCGUGGCCCAGAAAUCAGGAGCUGACCCAGACUCAGAGCUGGAUAGGUAAGAGAUAGCAUUAUCAUAAUCAAACCCAUAACACUCUGUAAUACCUCUUGUUAUACACUACAUGUAUUAACAUAAUGUUGUCUGUGAGACUGAAGUUUUAUAUUUAGAGUCUUCCCAUGUGUGUGUAUGAACCAGUGAUGAUGAGCUCACCCCCUACGAUAUGUCAGCUGACCAGGAGAUGAGCCAAGCUGCCCCGCCUCGCUACCUCCGAGACUGUCUGGAGGGUAAGAUACAGUAUAUACAGUGAGUGAAAAAAGUAUUUGAUCCCCUGCUGAUUUUGUACGUUUGCCCACUGACAAAGAAAUGAUCAGUCUAUAAUUUUAAUGGUAGGUUUUUUUGAACAGUGAGAGACAGAAUAACAACAAAGAAAUCCAGAAAAACGCAUGUCAAAAAUGUUAUAAAUUGAUUAGCAUUUUAAUGAGGGAAAUAACUAUUUGACCCCCUCUCAAUCAGAAAGAUUUCUGGCUCCCAGGUGUCUUUUAUACAGGUAACGAGCUGAGAUUAGGAGCACACUCUUAAAGGGAGUGCUCCUAAUCUCAGCUUGUUACCUGUAUAAAAGACACCUGUCCACAGAAGCAAUCAAUCAAUCAAUCAGAUUCCAAACUCUCCACCAUGGCCAAGACCAAAGAGCUCUCCAAGGAUGUCAGGGACAAGAUUGUAGACCUACACAAGGCUGGAAUGGACUACAAGACCAUCGCCAAGCAGCUUGGUGAGAAGGUGACAACAGUUGGUGCGAUUAUUCGCAAAUGGAAGAAACACAAAAUAACUGUCAAUCUCCCUCGGCCUGGGGCUCCAUGCAAGGUCUUGGGUGAGAACCUCCUUCCCUCAGCCAGGGCAUUGAAAAUGGGUCGUGGAUGGGUAUUCCAGCAUGACAAUUACCCAAAACACACGGCCAAGGCAACAAAGGAGUGGCUCAAGAAGAAGCACAUUAAGGUCCUGGAGUCUCCAGACCUUAAUCCCAUAGAAUAUCUGUGGAGGGAGCUGAAGGUUCGAGUUGCCAAACGUCAGCCUCGAAACCUUAAUGACUUGGAGAAGAUCUGCAAAGAGGAGUGGGACAAAAUCCCUCCUGAGAUGUGUGCAAACCUGGUGGCCAACUACAAGAAACGUCUGACCUCUGUGAUUGCCAACAAGGGUUUUGCCACCAAGUAUUAAGUCAUGUUUUGCAGAGGGGUCAAAUACUUAUUAACCUCAUUAAAAUGCAAAUCAAUUUAUAACAGUUUUGACAUGUGUUUUUCUGGAUUUUUUUGUUGUCAUUCUGUCUCUCACUGUUCAAAUAAACCUACCAUUAACAUUAUAGACUGAUCAUGUCUUGGUCAGUGGGCAAACGUACAAAAUCAGCAGGGGAUCAAAUACUUUUUUCCCUCACUGUAGGUCUCUCCAUGGGUGGGAGAUGGACGAAGCACUGCCGCAAUGCGUUGUAUUUUACAGCAAAAGCGGCAGCAGAAGCUAACUCCUUUGUCGUUCGUCCUCGCCCGCAUGUGCGCGACUGGCUGGGGAACAACGCAUUUACGCUGAUGGCUCUGUGGGGAAACUUGUUUAAACCUGUGUUCACUUAUGCCCUAAAAUUGUAUUUGUUCAUAUGGGAAGAAUGUUGUAUAUGAAUUAGUUUAUAUGGGCAGAAUAAAAAUGCCCUGCAUUCGUUGCCUUCCUUUUAGACAAAAUAAAUAAAACAGGGUUGGGCGAAUAACUUAAAAUGUAAUCCAUAAGCCUUCUAAUACAUUAAUUAAUUUAAUACGUGCACAUAUAAAUACAUUUGAUUUCAACCUUGUAAUAAGUAUUAGGCUAUAGUGAUCGGCACCAAUAGCCUGUGUAAAGUCUAUCAAUAGGCUACCAGUUGCAUUUUUUUGGAUAUGAAAAGGAGAGGGAAAUAUGACUGACCUGCACUGCACAUAGGAAAGUGUCCAGACGACUGUGAGCUGAUUGACCAGUAGGCUAGGUGUGAAUGUUAUCAUCUUAAUACGAAACCCAUCGACCCAUUAUGUGCCUAACUUGCGUGGUUCUUCAAUAGGCUAUUCGUAGGCUAAUCAACCUACUUGUUGGGUGCUCAUUUGGUAUCCAGCUGUUUAGUUAGACCUAGUGAUAUUUUCGACCAUCAUCAGCCGAUCCAGGAAAUGUUUUUCUGAAUGACAGUCAAGUGACAAACAGCUGUUGUGAUAGGCCUAUAGCACGCAAUGCAAAAACAGCCAGUGCGGGAAAACAGUGUUCGGAAGAAUGUCCAGAAUAUUUUGAUGUCUUGUUCAUUGCACCAGUGAAAACAGUUGGAUUCAAUCUAAUACCCCUUCAUUUAUGUUGAUUAUCUGGUUUGUCUGCUGGAUUUACAGCAGGGUCUAGAAGAUUUAACAGAGAAAGCAUCAAGGUAACGAGUUAAUGUUUUCAUAUGUUUCUGUGUGUAGGAUAGGACACUGAGUCUAGGCUACUGUGUGCAAUUGUGUAGGAUAGCCUAGGCUAUUGCACGGAACACCCAAGGUAUUUCCUUUCUGUUAUCCAGGACAUUUAAUGACAACAAAUGAAUAGCCUAGUGGGCUUCUAAACCAAGUGAUUUGGUGAAUUUGAAUGAUGUAAGUCAUGAUGAUGGUAAAAGCCCCAGUAACAGAUUGACUCCAAUCCCUUUCAUCAUAGAGGCUAUUGUUACUUUGUGUCUCUAAAAUCCCAAUGUUUCCAUUUCUAUGUAUUUUCUUAUUUGAAACCAUCAAAUGUCGGCUUUUUAGCAGAUCCAAAUAUUUUCGCAUGAACUGUUUAUAGACACAGUUUCACAUUUGUUGACAAAAGACUCAAAUAGAAACAGGCAAUAGGCUACAGGUUGCUUCACAGUUUCCCCGCCAAAUAGGCCUACAAGGAAACUCGAUGUACUGUAGCUCGGGGGACGGUGACUGCGCAGGGGGUCUGUACGCAGUGUAGUACCUUCCACAAAAAGUUUUGCUUGACAAAAAUACACGUAAGGAGAGAUGGGGCGGCAGGUAGCUUAGCGGUUAAGAGCAUUGGGCCAGUAACCGAAAGGUUGCUGGUUCAAAUCCCCGAGACGGCAAGGUGGAAAGAUUUCCUGUUCUGCCCUUGAGCAAGGCAGUUAACCCACAACAACAACUUCUCCCCGGGCGCCGAUGACGUGGACAUCGAUUAAGGCAGCCCCCCGCACCUCUCUGAUUCAGAGGAUUUGGGUUAAAUGGGGAAGACAUAUUUCGGUUGAAUGCAUUCAGUUGUGCAACUGACUAGGUAUCCCCCUUUCCCAUUUAAACUUACCAAUGCUCUCUUUAUUUUACUAACUUGUUAAAUGAUUGGUCCAUCCAUCCCUCCAUCUCUCCCCAGCCUUCCUCUCCUCUGAGGACCCAGUGAGGGUGGAUCUCAGUCUAAGAGCCAUUGAGGGCUUGGUGAGGAAGAACACCUCUACAGCCCGAGAGGUGAGCGGUCACACACUGUUUACUACAUUCAUAUGAUAAGCAUAUAGUUCCCAUGUUAUAGUUGUUCCCUUAAUGUUUGUCGCUCCUCAGGUCAGUGUUGAGCUGAGCAAGGUGCUGCUGCACAUGGAGGACAGGUACAACACUGUGGGUUUCCUGAGUCUCAGGCAGGCUGCUAUGGUGGCCCUCACUGUCACCGACUCUGUCCCCGUAAGAUAUUUCACCUUAGUCUUAACCGUUUACCUUUUAUAUAAUGGUUUAGUUUCAUACACUGAGUGUACAAAACAUUAGGAACACCUGCUCUUUCCAUGACAUCGACUGACCAGAUGAAUCCAGGUGAAAGCUAUGAUCCCUUAUUGAUGUCAAAUCCACUUCAAGCAGUGUAGAUGAAGGGGAGGAGACAGGUUGAAGAAGGAUUUUUAAGCCUUGAGACAAUUGAAACAUGGAUUGUGUGUGUGCCAUUCAGAGGGUGAAUGGGCAAGACAAACUAUUUAAGUGCCUUUGAACGGGGUAUGGUUUUAGGUGCGAGGCGAACUGGUUUGUGUCAAGAACUGCAACGCUGCUGGGUUUUUCACACUCAACAGUUUCCCGUUUGUAUCAAGAAUGGUCCGCCACCCAAAGGACAUCCAGCCAACUUGACACAACUGUGGGAAGCAAUGGUGUCAACAUGGGCCAGCAUCCCUGUGGAACGCUUUCAACACCUUGUAGAGUCCAUGCCCCUACGAAUUGAGGCUGUUCUGAGGCAAAAGGGGGUGCAACUCAAUAUCAGGAAGGUGUUCCUAAUGUUUUGUACAGUCAGUGUAUAUGACCAAUAUUCACUGCUAAAUGCACCAUGUCCUUUUCGAUUCUCAUCCCUUUCAUUCACAGGUGACUGAGUAUCUGACCACAGAGUUCUACUCCAUGAACUACAGUCUACGACAACGGCUGGAUAUUUUAGAGGUGAAGAGAACACGGUUCCUCCCUAUUAGCUUUUGUGAAUGUAGAAUGCCUUUAUAAAGGCUUCAUAACUAUUUAUUAACUGUUGUCUCCCCGUUGUCAGGUCCUCACUAUGUCUGCCCAGGAGCUCUCUCAACCAAUCACUGACAAAGGAGGUCCAUCCAAGGCCAUUCAGCAGGUUACCAUGGAUACACCUCUUUACCCCGGCGAUGACCCAAUACACUGGCGACAAGUGGUGGAGAGGCGAAUUCAGAGCAAGACCAAACGGCUCAGUAAGGUAGGCUGCAAAACAGUUUCAAUAAAGUUAUUUCUUUGCCUUUUAAUUCCAGUUUGACCGAGUAUUAUUUAAGACUCAAACCAUACAGUAGCUCUAUCUGAUUCCUGAUCAAUGUUAAGAUGGGUACUGUUCUGCCAUCAUUUCAGGGCGUCACUCGCCCCCCAGCCAAGCCCACCCCAAACCGUUAUGCCCCUGUCGCUGGCCACUUCUUCUUCCCUCUGCUCAGAAACUAUGACAGGUUUGUGUGUGUAUGGGUCUCUAGCAAGUGAGUGUGAGGCAAUGAGAGAGUGUGUGUGUGCGCCCUUGCAUGGUGUGUGUGUGUGAUACAGCAUUCUUAAUUUGAAGUACAGUUUAUUUGUGUUACACCUUACAAUAGUAUUUGAGAUCUUGUGUGCAAGUGAACAACAUUGUUGUUCCACUAACAUUCCUCCUUGACCUUGACUCCUAGGCCUCAGGUGACCUUUGACCUGCUGGGCGGUGACCACCUGGUCCUGGGGAGACUGAUCCACACGCUGGGCCUCCUCAUGCACCUAGCAGUCAAUGCUCCGGUAGGCUACAACGCCAUUUAUUCUGGUGUCACCUCAUAAGAUGUCCCCCUUGCUGUGACUAGACUAGUAUUUGACUUAGUGAGGUGUCUGAAACAUGUCCAUUAUUUCCCUACUGCAUAUCCUGGUGUCACCUCAGAAAAUGUCCCCAUUGCUGUGACUUGACUAUGUGAUCGAAUGGGUUGUCUGGUGUUUUGCAGGUGGCCACUCAGAUGGGCAGAGCUCUGUUGGACUUUGUCUGGGCCGUACGCUACCACGUUGACCAGUGAGUAUAUCUAUACACACGUCAUAAAUAGGAAACUGUUUUAGUGUGGGUAGGAAGGGAAGGUCUUUCGUCCGAUUGGUCUAUGGCUUACCCAACCACUGUAUUUCCAACACAGGACGGUGCGGCGAGGAGUCCUAUUUGCUGUCUGCUCCGUCUUUCUGAGCAUGCCCAGUCAGAGUUUGCUGGUGGAGCUCAGUGAUCAGCUGUUUGAGACCAGAGCAUGGCUGGCAGGUGAGAAUACAGGACAGGGCAGAGCAAUAAAGUAUCACUUCUGUUACUAUAUGCAAGAGUUGAGACCAGCCUACCGUAUCUCAACAUACAUGGCAGAGUUGUUCAUUUAGUCUCACCCAGUCAAUUCAGGAAGUACAGUUCAUUGACAUUAGUAGUAGUUUAUUAUGAUUACAUGUAGGCCGUACUUGGCAGCUAGAGCUGAAUUGCAGUACACAGCACAUAUAAGUAGUUUUAAACAAAAACAACUUUGAAAAAUCAGUAAGUCAGAGUUGGACGAUGGUGGAAGAUGGUCAAUCAGUUGGCUGCUGGUAUAAUGGUCUGGGAGAGGUUAGUUUGGGUACCAGCCCGAGUCGCGUCAACUUGCUCUCUGGCCCGAGGUCAUCCUCAGUCCUCCUCAGCUUCUCUGCAGCCACACUGGACUUUGCAGGCGUACUCCUCUACUAAUGUGCAGCACCCACUUGGGUGAUGCUUAAUCUGCCACUGGCGCUAAGAAGCUCACCGUACAUCAGUUAAAAGUAGUGGUCAUCUACGAGUCCUUUGCCAUCUCCGCACUGCAGUCUAUACUUCUCAAAAAUAAUGAUUUGUUGAUGGGUAUUUUUGACCCUACCAUUGGGUUGCUAGCAUGUCACAUUAGCGCUGUAGGUUUUACACACCCUUGAUGGCAUCAUUCAGGGCUGACCUUGGCUUAUGUGUAUUUUAGGGAUGUGCAGAAGAAUGUGGUUAAAAAGAGCACAGUCCAGAUGUUCAUGCAGCUGCUCAGUGUGUGUCAAUCAGAGAUAUCACUUACACACGCACAUACACACACACACACACAGCUGGGGUGAGCAUUGCUGGGAAAUGUAGGGAAUCCAGGAUAUCCUGUCCAACGCAGACUGUCUGUGACGUCAUUCACUCAUCCAUGGGAAUUUCAAUUCUCCCAAGGAUAUUACCAAUAGUCAAGAAGACACAUGUAUGUUAAAAACGUUACAGAAUCAUGAAAACGUUUGAGUUUUCAAUGUGAAUCAACUGUGUUGCAUUUAAAAAAGCCUUGCAUUUAGAAAAUACAUUCUUGUUUUAUUGGUUGAACAGCCUCAUUGCUCCUUAUGGUUAAUUUCUACCUGUUUAUGGUAAUGAUGGUACUCAUGGUCUGACCUGUUGUGCUGUUGACAGAUGUAGCUGAAGGGGACCCUGAUGCAGACUGCAGGAACCUGGCCGUGCAGAGCCUGGUGCUGCUGGAGAAGAGUCUGAAGACUGAACUGAACCCUGCUGCGCUGGGCCUCCAGUCAUGAUCAUGACAUGAUGAUACACAGUGGACCUUGAAGUCCUAUCCCUCUGGUGUACUCAGGGCAACAGACAGCUAGUGUAUUGGUUGUGACUGCCGGUGUAUUGGUAGUGACUGCUUUAGGACACUGGUUGUGACAGGAGUACAAAUUAUGCUUGCCACCAGGAACUGGCUGGCAGGCGGCCCGAGGAUGUGGCGGAUCCUGGACACUGAAGGAUGUCCUUUUAGCUAGAACUGCAGGUGCUGCUGGCCCACCAUAUCCUGAAACGAAUAAAUGCAUGCCAAAGGAAAGAAGUGUGUGUGUGUGUGUGUGGGAAGGAGGAGUGUGGAACAGUGCCACACAUGCACUGAGUGUACAAAACAUUAGG
Coregonus sp. 'balchen' is the source of this 11143-nucleotide messenger RNA. NCBI's taxonomy places the organism in Eukaryota, Metazoa, Chordata, Actinopteri, Salmoniformes, Salmonidae. The record is from the annotation of a GenBank genome assembly.